GGAUUUCAUAAAAUCCAAGAUGGCCGACGCUAUGAUGUGAAUCUGAUGGAAUCUUCUAAAAAACCCUCAAAAAAUACCCAAUAAUGUCUCUACCAUGAGCUAAGUUCAAGAAUAUACAGAGAGAAAACAAAGUUUUAGCCUGUGGCGUUGAUAAAAUGUUCAGGAUAACUGGUGUCUUUACGCAGAGGCAGUGUCCUCAGUGUAUACAGAAAGCAGCCACCACUAGCAGAGGGACGUACCAUGCAGUUAUCAACAAGAGUACUCCAGGAUCUAAUCCCUUAUAUCCAGUCAUUACUGGUGUCCAACAACGUUACUACUUUCAUACGUUGCUCCGUAUAAAAAACAGAAAUGUUCGGCCUUUUAGAAUUAUUGAUGCCGACGUACAUGCUUAUAUAACAAGGAUAUCUAUUGGAAAGAGCUUGCAUGGACAAAGAACAUUUACUACUCAAGUUAUUAGGGCUGUUAUGAGAGUUGCUAAGGUUAGGUAUUUGCUGCUUGGGGCAGCAGGAGCUGGUGCUGUGGGAGCAAAAAUGAAAUACGACACGUUAAAGGACAAAUGGCAAAGUUUUUAUGAAAGUCUACCUGAUAAUGGAUGGAUUAAAAAUUUGYUUCCAGGCCCAGACAGCAUCCCUGAUUUUAGUUAUUUUAAAAAUUUGGUAUCUGAUUUCAACUAUAGGGAGUACUUUGCCAAUAGUUUGACUGAUGGUAAAGAUUCAUUGAGUAGAAUGUUUGAUCAAGUUGGAGAUCUAGUUGAUGAGGUUUUUUCAUCAGAAGCAAGUCCAGUAGUGACUGCAGCCAUGAAGCAAGAGCARGAGUCACCUGAUAGGACUAGACCAACUAGAACUCCCAUGGAAAAGCAAAAGUAUCAACGAGAAUUAGAUAAGCUCGAAAAAGAAAACAGAGGACUCAGAAAGCAGUUGAUUAUGCUGAAAGGAGAGCCUAUUGCCAAGCCUAGACAUAUAAAGAAAUCCCUGAUUGACAUGUAUUCUGAUGUAUUAGACCUAUUAGCUGAGUAUGAUGUCAGUUAUAACACAACAGACCAUCUACCAAGGGUUGUUGUGGUUGGCGAUCAAAGUGCGGGUAAAACCAGUGUGUUAGAGAUGGUUGCACAAGCUAGAAUAUUCCCCAGAGGUUCUGGCCAGAUGAUGACAAGAGCUCCAGUGAUGGUAACCUUGAGUGAAGGUCCAAAUCACAUUGCACAGUUCAAGGGAAGCUCUAAGGUUUUUGAUUUGACACAAGAAAAUGAGCUAAAGGAUUUGAGGCAUGAAGUUGAAGUUCGUAUGAAGAACAGUGUAAAAGAUGGACAGACUGUUAGCCCUGAGGUCAUCUCCAUGACUGUUAAGGGACCUGGUUUGCAUCGAAUGGUCCUGGUUGAUUUGCCAGGGAUUAUUGGGACAACAACCACAGGCAUGGCUGAAAACACCAAGAAUGACAUUGAACAGAUGAGCAGGAGAUACAUGCAGAAUCCUAAUGCUAUUAUACUAUGCAUCCAAGAUGGUUCAAUAGAUGCUGARCGCAGUAAUGUUACAGACUUAGUUAGUUCCAUGGAUCCUCAAGGAAAAAGGACAAUAUUUGUACUGACCAAAGUGGACUUGGCAGAGGGCAAUGAAACAAGUCCUAGCAGGAUCAAACAGAUCCUGGAAGGURAGCUUUUUCCUAUGAAAGCUCUUGGUUACUUUGCUGUAGUUACUGGCACAGGAAAUACAAGUGAGAGUAUUGAGAGUAUUCGUAAUGUAGAGGAGGAAUAUUUUAGGAAUUCUAAGUUUUUCAAGUCUGGGGUUUUCAAAGCCAAUCAGAUGACAACACAGAAUCUCAGCUUUGCUGUGUCGCAUUGUUUCUGGAAAAUGGUCAAGGAGUCAAUCGAACAGCAGGCAGAUGCGUACAAAGCCAAGAGAUUUAACCUUGAAACAGAGUGGAAAAAUCAUUUCCCAAGACUAAGAGAACUGGACAGAAACGAAUUAUUUGACAAAGCAAGAGGUGAAAUCCUGGAUGAAGUUCUCAGUCUUGGUGACAUCAGUCCUCAGCAGUGGGAAGAAAUCCUAUUGGAKCGUUUAUGGACCAACAUUUCUUCGCAUUUCAUUGAAGAAAUCUAUCUCCCUGCAGCCCAGACUAGCGAUGCUAGUAAUUUUAACACAAAAGUGGAGAUCAAACUUAAACAAUGGGCUGACCAGCAGUUACCUGAAAUGUCUGUACAGGUUGGCUGGGAAACACUGUUUGAAGAAUUCGACAAGGCAAAAGAGGCAACCAAAGAAGCAAAGCUGUCUAAAGCAAGCCAGGUCCAUUUGUUUGAGGAACUCAAGGCUGAAGUUGCUAAUGAAUGUAAAAAGAGUCAUUUUUGGCAACCGAAGGCAAAGGACAGUUUGCGUGUUAUUCAGUUGACKGCACUUGAAGACUGGUCUGUCGCUGAUAAACAACAGUGGGAUGCUGCAGUCAGAUUCAUGGAAAAUACAUUACAGGAUAAAUUAAAUGAAAGCUCUAAGAAUGUACACGAGUUAAUCGGCCCUGGAGCUUGGGAGCGWUGGCUUUACUGGAAGUAUCGUUCGCAAACACAGCUCAAUCGUUCGUACAUAAAAGAAGAACUUCAAAGGCUUUUACAAGCCCACGAGGAUCAUGAACCCAAUCUAUCAAGCGAUGAAGUCACCACUGUUAGAAAAAAUAUGGACACAAUCAAUAUUCAAGUCGAAAAAGACUUGAUCGAAGAAACGUGGUCACAGCUGUAUCGUGAACAUUUCUUAAAACGAGCCAUUGCAUCUGCACAAGAAUGUAGAGGUGUAUACCACAGAAGAGAUUCUGUAAAGAGUGAAUUGCAAUGUAAUGACGUGGUUCUGUUUUGGAGAAUCCAGAAGAUGUUGCAGACGACGAGUAACGCCUUGCGGCAGCAGAUUAUGAACCAAGAAGCACGGCGUCUUGAAAAAGAAGUCAAACAAGUGCUUGAUGAAAUCGGCUACAACCAGAAAGACAAAGAACGCUUGAUCAAUGGACGACAAGUAGAUUUGGCCGAAGAACUGAAACGAGUACGUCAUAUCCAAGAAAGUUUAGAACAAUUCAUAGAGGCCUUAAAUAGUGAAAGAUAAUGUAAACGUUAAAAUAUGAGUUUGGAAAACCAAGUGUAGAAAUCUCUAUUAUGAAACAUGAACCUCCAACUAUGCUGAUGGUUCUGUCACCGCUCCGCGUUCUGGUUGGUGCUUGGGCUGCCUGUGGUCAGUUAAAGUGCUAAGAGCAUAUCAAURAUUUUUUCAUCUAGUUAUAAUAAUUCUCUGUCAAACUUAUACUAAGAAUAGGGAGCGGAAUUUUAAAUAAAUGACGAGAUGUGUUCUA
Messenger RNA from Actinia tenebrosa (Australian red waratah sea anemone), 3318 nucleotides. Its product is annotated as dynamin-like GTPase OPA1, mitochondrial. Gene Ontology annotation, cellular component: microtubule; mitochondrial intermembrane space; cytoplasm. The record is from RefSeq and is a predicted model, not a curated record. Gene Ontology annotation, molecular function: microtubule binding; GTP binding; GTPase activity. NCBI's taxonomy places the organism in Eukaryota, Metazoa, Cnidaria, Anthozoa, Actiniaria, Actiniidae. Gene Ontology annotation, biological process: peroxisome fission; intracellular distribution of mitochondria; mitochondrial fission.